ACUAAACUUGAAUUCUAAUCAUUCAGCAGUUUUAUUAACGGUCCUCGUAAACGGUUGAGCACGGCUUCUUAAUAGCUUAACAGUGAGCACAAACUAUAAAUUCAAUCAGUAUUUUUUGACGGCGGCCUUGAGAGCAUCCAUUUCAGUCUGCGCUGCUGUGUAACAAAGCAUUUCAAUAAAAAAAGUGAGCAAAUAAUUUGGUAAAAUGGGCUACGAUAUGGAGCGUUUCGUUGGUGGAGCAAUUGAAAGCGAAUUCCUCUGCCAAAUUUGCGCAGCUGUUCUGCAAGAUUGUGUGCAAACACCAUGCGAGCACUACUUUUGCCUGGCGUGCAUAAACAAGUGGCUUGCAUUAAACAAGACCUGUCCAGCCGAUCGACGACCAUUACGGACGACUGACUUAAGGGAACCAUGCCGGUUACUUCGUAAUGUACUCGCCAGAAAGGCAAUAAAAUGUGAUUUUGCCGAGCGUGGAUGCAAAACGGUUGUGAAAUUGGAAAAUUUGUCUACCCAUGUGUCAGAGUGCAUCAUGAAUCCAAAUGCAGAAAUGAAUUGCACGAAGGGAUGCAAUCUGCGAAUAAAGCGACGCGAUCAGGCGGCCGAUUGUUUUGAACACUUCAACAUUAAAAUGCAGAGUCAGAAUUUGGAAAUAUCAGAACUAUCGCAGCUGGUGAACGGUCAUCGCGCUGAGAAGGAUAAACUCAAAGAAGAGAUUACUAAACUAGAAGACACGGUCUCGCUACAAAGACAGGAGAUCGAUAGUCUUGACAUUGGACGAUUCAGCAGAGUUCGAUUGCUUCUAACUGCGGACAGCGACAUCGCUUGGCAAUAUACCGAAAAUUUGAAAACGAAUCAUAUUCAAGGUGUCUUGGAAAGCAACGAUAAAUCUAAGAAGGCGAUUGCACAGUUGGCUCAUCAAUUAGAGCCGUCCCGUUUAGGUUUCAGUGUGUGUGUAUUGAACAACGGUAGUUUGAUCGGAAUGGGAUUGGCAGGUAGGAGCACUACACCACGCCAGACUCUUGAUAGAGAUUUGCUUUAUGUAAAUAGCGGAACUAUAUUUUUCAAUGGAAGUAAGGCCUAUUCGGGAGAAGAAUGGAAAGAGGGUGACCACAUUGGUUGUUAUGUCCAAUUUCCGACAGAUGGACCCAGCUUCUUAAGUGCUACUUCUAUAAAAGGAAGUAUUUCCUUUUAUAGGAACUUUGAAUGUGUCACCGUUCUUGAGUCGGUAGAGCUUCUUCGAAUGUUUCCAACUGUUUGUAUUGGUAAUUGAAUUGUAAUAGCGAGAUAAAACCGAUUUCGGAAUUUAUUUUAAAUCCUACAGUACUAACAAAAGAUCUCCAACACUCCAAUCGAAAGUGCACACGCUACUAUACAUUCCAUUUACUACUUUCCACAAAUUUCCACAUUUAUUCGACAUUAAGUCUCAUUAAUUUAUGAAAAACAAAUACUUUGAUAAACGAACGUUUAUUCUUCUGAUUGACCUUUUCAAGUGUCAAGUAAGAAAUUUUCGCCUAUAGACUCUUUAGUACUGAAGAGAACGAAAACCAGUUAAAUUUAACUGAUCUCGUGAUCAGCUGUAUUCAUAAAUUAAAAGGCUCAGUUUAAAUUCUUAAUAUAUAUUACACACUUGUCACGAAGAAGUCGAGGCUUGCCGAGAUCACAUAU
Messenger RNA from Bradysia coprophila, 1662 nucleotides. RefSeq lists its product as uncharacterized. The record is from RefSeq and is a predicted model, not a curated record. Gene Ontology annotation, biological process: regulation of canonical NF-kappaB signal transduction. Lineage: Eukaryota; Metazoa; Arthropoda; Insecta; Diptera; Sciaridae. Gene Ontology annotation, cellular component: plasma membrane signaling receptor complex.